Messenger RNA from Sporisorium graminicola, 2070 nucleotides. RefSeq lists its product as uncharacterized. Gene Ontology annotation, molecular function: RNA binding; transmembrane protein transporter activity. The record is from RefSeq and is a predicted model, not a curated record. The transcript has a single exon. NCBI's taxonomy places the organism in Eukaryota, Fungi, Basidiomycota, Ustilaginomycetes, Ustilaginales, Ustilaginaceae. The coding region runs from base 1 to 2070 and encodes 689 amino acids. Gene Ontology annotation, cellular component: Sec62/Sec63 complex. Gene Ontology annotation, biological process: post-translational protein targeting to endoplasmic reticulum membrane; SRP-dependent cotranslational protein targeting to membrane.
AUGGCCGAAUACAAGUACGACGAGGAGGGAGGUCAGUUCCUCACCUUUGUCCUCACCUUUCUUCUCCUCGUUCUCGUACCCCUCACCUACUCUCUCCUCGCACCGUCGCGCACCCGUUCAUCCAAAAAGGGUUCGUGGGACGCUCGUGGACAAAAGAUUGAUCUGAUUCGUUCAGCAAGGAAGCGCUCGUUGCUCAACCCACAGAUCAGCCCCAAGGCCGUCUUUGUGCUUGCUGGCUGGGGCAUCGUCGCCUACCUCUUCCAGACCAUCCUCAACACCGCGUCCAAUUCGUCUCAUACCGUCUACGACCCUUUCCAGAUCCUCGGCCUCGCUGCUUCAGCCACCGAGAAGGAGAUCAAGAAGCACUAUAAGCGUCUUUCCGUCAAGUUCCACCCAGACAAGCUCGUCCUUGGCGAGGGACAGACGAAAGAAGAGGCCGAGGGCCACUACAUCGAGCUCACCAAGGCGUACAAGGCUCUCACCGAUGAGACGAUUCGCAAGAACUUUGAGCUAUACGGCCACCCAGAUGGCAAGCAGGAAAUGUCGAUGGGUAUCGCGCUGCCUCGCUGGGUGAUCGAGAGCCAGAACAACAUCUAUGUGCUGGGCAUGUACGCCGUUGUCCUCGGUGUGGGCUUGCCCUUCCUCGUCGCUCGGUGGUGGUACGGUUCUCGCUCCAAGACCAAGGACGGCAUCGUCAACCCGACCGCACAGACCUACUUCCAGCAUCUGCGCGACGACACCAACGCCUCGCGCAUCUUUGCGCUCCUUGCCAUCUCGGACGAAUUCAGUGAUCCCAAACUCGACAAGCUCGGCCCUAAGUACCGCGACGAUGCGACGCUCGCCAAACUCGAAACACAGAUCCGAAAGAAGCUCAACGAAUUUGGACCCGAGUGGCAUCUCAUCGACUCGUUCAAGAACGCCUCGAUUCGCAAAGCGCUGCUGAUGCUGUAUGCCCACACGCUGCGCAUCGACAGCGGCAACAAGCGCAUCGAGCAGGACAAGCUGCGUUACGCCGCCAAGGCGGUGCAGCUCAUCAACGGCUUGAUGUCCAUUAGCUUGGCGCACAACUGGCUCGAGACCACGCUGCUCCUCAUGCAGUUCACCCAGUGCAUGGUCCAGGCUGUACCGGUGCAAGACUUGUCGACAGCCGAACUGCUCCAGUUGCCCCACAUGACGCCAGAGCUGGUCAAGAAGUUGCAGGAAUCCAACAGCUUGGCCAAGCUGGGUGUACAGGGGUUCUGGAAGAUCCCUGACGCUGAACGGAAAGCGGUGCUGACUGGGGCUGGCGUGGGUGCUAAGGAGUACGAGCAGAUGGUCAGUGUGACGAGCACGUGGCCGCGGGUGGAGCUGGUCGAUGCCUUUUUCAAGGUUUCCGGCGAGCGGCUGGUGACGACGGGUGCGAUUGUGCAGUUUGUCGUCAAGCUCAGACUGCUGCCCCCCAAGAAGGACGGUUCUCUGCUCCGGGAUGGAAGGAGGCUGGAUGCCAAGAGGAUGGAUGAGGAAAGCAGUGUGCGACCGGACGAGGACGAGGCUUCUACGGACAACAGCAAGAGGGGCAAAUCGCCCAGCACGGAUGACAAGGACGACGGCAAGCAGCCGAUCGGAUUCGCCCGCGCGCCGUACUUCUGGGACGAACGCAAGCCGUCCUGGUGGGUCAUGAUCGGCGACCAGAAGCUCGACCGCGUCAUUGUCCAGCCCACCAAGGUCUCGGAUAUCGGCGCCGACCAGGUGCGCACCUACUCGGUGCAGUUCCAGGCACCGCCCCAGGCAGGACUGUACACAUUCCAGGCCAUCCUCAAGUCGGACAGCUUCCUCGGCUCGGAUGCCUCGCGCAUGGUCAAGCUGAAGGUCGAGGAUGCCAGCGUGUUGGAGGCCGACGAUCUGGAGGACGAGAUCAGCGAGCCCGAGGAGGACAGCUUGGCCGGUCAGAUGGCCUUGAUGAAGGGGCAGAAGGUUAAGCCUAGCAGAGACGCCGAGGGUGAGGUGAGCGACGACGAGAGCGGUACCGAUGACGACGUGGAACAGGACGACGAUGAGUCGGAUAGCGACAGCGACAGCGAUUCUGAUUAA